AUGGUCAGUGUCCUACAGCGAGCAAGAAGCAAAACAGAACAGAAGAUCAUAAUCACAGAUACAGGGUGCAAGUCUCUAACUACUGAACCCCAUCUUCAGGAGAGAUGCAAAUUAAAUCUGAUAAAGAAGUUUCAGCAUGUAAAUGAGGUGAUAAACCAGGGAAACCCAACACUUCUCGAUGAGAUCUACACAGAGCUCUACAUUACAGAAGGAGACAGUGGAAAAGUCAAUAAUGAACAUGAGGUGAGACAGAUCGAGGUGGCAUCCAGGAGAGCAGCAACAGAGGAAACACCCAUCAAAUGCAAUGAUCUCUUUAAGCUCUUAUCUGAAGAAGACAAACCCAUCAGGAGUGUUCUGACAAAGGGAGUCGCUGGAAUUGGAAAAACCAUCUCUGUGCAGAAAUUCAUUCUAGACUGGGCUGAAGGGAAAACAAACCAGGAUGUUCAUCUCAUAUUUCCACUUCCUUUCAGAGAGCUCAAUUUGAUGAAGGAUCAAAACCUGAGUCUGAUGGAGCUCCUUCAUUUCUUUUUUAAGGAGAUAAAAGAAAUGAACAUUUCCAAUCUGCGCAAAGUUCUGUUCAUUUUUGAUGGUUUGGAUGAGUGUCGUUUUCCUCUGGAUUUCCAGAACACAGUGAGAUUGUGUGAUGUAACUGAAUCAUCAUCAGUGCAUGUGCUGCUGAUAAACCUGAUCAAAGGGAAUCUGCUUCCCUCUGCUCUCAUCUGGAUCACCUCCCGACCAGCAGCAGCUGAUCAAAUCCCCUCAGAGUGUGUCCAUCGAGUCACAGAGGUGCGAGGGUUCAAUGACCCACAGAAGGAGGAAUAUUUCAGGAAGAGGAUCAGUGAUCAGAGCCUGAGCAACAGAAUCAUCACACACCUGAAGUCAUUAAGAAGCCUCUACAUCAUGUGUCACAUUCCAGUCUUCUGCUGGAUUUCAGCCACUGUUCUAGAGAGAAUGUUGGGUGAAGCAGAGAGUGGAGAGAUCCCCAAGACUCUGACUCAGAUGUACACACACUUCCUCAUCAUUCAGACAAACAUUGUCAAGAAAAAGUACACAAAGAGCAGAGAGGCAGAUAAAGAAAUUGUUCUGAAACUGGGUAAACUGGCUUUUCAGCAGCUGAUGAAAGGUAAUCUGAUCUUCUAUGAGGAAGACCUGAUGGAGUGUGGCAUUGAUGUGACAGAAGCAUCAGUUUAUUCAGGUGUGUGUACACAGAUCUUCAGAGAGGAGUGUGGGCUUCACCAGAGUAAAGUGUACUGCUUUGUUCAUCUCAGCAUUCAGGAACACCUCGCAGCUCUGUAUGUGCACCUGGUGUUUAUGAUUGAAAAGAGCAAUGUUCUUCAGCAGAGUCUGUUUUCUAAAAUGUCAACACUGCUCAGAGAAAUUACAAUCAUAGAUGUCCACAAGAGUGCUGUAGAUGAGGCUUUACAGAGUAAAAAUGGACAUCUGGAUCUUUUCCUUCGCUUUCUUCUGGGUCUUUCGCUGGAGUCCAAUCAGAUCCUCUUACAGUCCAUAGUGACACAGACAGGUUCCCACAGUAACCAGAAAACAGUUCAUUACAUCAAGAAGAUGAUCAGAGAGAAUCCCUCAACAGAGAAAUCCAUCAAUCUGUUCCACUGUCUGAAUGAACUGGAAGAUCAUUCUCUUGUUGAGGAAAUCCAACACUACCUGCAAUCUGGAAAUUUACACCAACUUGAUCAUUCUUCUUCUCAGUGGUCAGCUGUGGUGUUUGUGUUAUUGACAUCUAUGCAGGAACAGGAUUUGUUUGUUCUUCAGAAAUAUACCAAAGAUCAGAGUAAAUCAAAUGAGGUUCUUCUGAAGCUCCUGCCUGUGGUUGCAGCAUCCAGAAAAGCUCAGUUGCGUGAUUGUGAAAUCUCAGAUGAAGGCUGUGCUGCUCUGACUUCAGCUCUGAGAUCAAACCCCUCACACCUGAGAGAACUGGAUCUGUCUAAGAAUAAACUCAGAGGCUCAGGAGGGAAGCAUCUCUCUGCUGUACUGGAGAAUCCUCACUGUAAACUGGAGACACUGAGGUUGUGUAAUUGUGAAAUCUCAGAUGAAGGCUGUGCUGCUCUGACUUCAGCUCUGAGAUCAAACCCCUCACACCUGAGAGAACUGGAUCUGUCUGGGAAUAAACUCAGAGACUCAGGAGUGAAGCGUCUCUCUGCUGUACUGGAGAAUCCUCACUGUAAACUGGAGACACUGGGGUUGAGUUAUUGUGAAAUCUCAGAUGAAGGCUGCGCUGCUCUGACUUCAGCUCUGAGAUCAAACCCCUCACACCUGAGAAAACUGAAUCUGUUUGGGAAUAAACUCAGAUACUCAGGAGUGAAGCGUCUCUCUGCUGUACUGGAGAAUCCUCAAUGUAAACUGGGGACACUGGGGUUGCGUUAUUGUGAAAUCUCAGAUGAAGGCUGUGCUGCCCUGACUUCAGCUCUGAGAUCAAACCAUUCACACCUGAGAAAACUCGAUCUGUCUGUGAAUAAACUCAGAGACUCAGGAGUGAAGCGUCUCUCUACUGUACUGGAGAAUCCUCACUGUAAACUGAAGACACUGGGGUUGAGUUAUUGUGAAAUCUCAGAUGAAGGCUGUGCUGCUCUGACUUCAGCUCUGAGAUCAAACCCCUCACACCUGAGAGAACUGAAUCUGUCUGGGAAUGAACUCAGAGACUCAGGAGUGAAGCGUCUCUCUGCUGUACUGGAGAAUCCUCACUGUAAACUGGAGACACUGGGGUUGAGUUAUUGUGAAAUCUCAGGUGAAGGCUGUGCUGCUCUGACUUCAGCUCUGAGAUCAAACCCCUCACACCUGAGAAAACUGGAUCUGUCUGGGAAUAAACUCAGAAACUCAGGAGUGAAGCGUCUCUCUGCUGUACUGGAGAAUCCUCACUGUAAACUGGAGACACUGGGGUUGAGUUAUUGUGAAAUCUCAGGUGAAGGCUGUGCUGCUCUGACUUCAGCUCUGAGAUCAAACCCCUCACACCUGAGAGAACUGGAUCUGUCUGGGAAUAAACUCAGAGACUCAGGAGUGAAGCGUCUCUCUGCUGUACUGGAGAAUCCUCACUGUAAACUGGAGAGGUAA
Molecule: messenger RNA, 3066 nt
Organism: Neoarius graeffei (lesser salmon catfish)
Lineage: Eukaryota; Metazoa; Chordata; Actinopteri; Siluriformes; Ariidae
Product: NACHT, LRR and PYD domains-containing protein 12-like
Exons: 11
Coding region: 1-3066 (1021 amino acids)
Molecular function (GO): protein binding
Source: RefSeq, a predicted model, not a curated record